Molecule: messenger RNA, 1752 nt
Organism: Trichomonas vaginalis G3
Lineage: Eukaryota; Parabasalia; Trichomonadida; Trichomonadidae
Product: nerve growth factor signaling pathway
Exons: 1
Coding region: 1-1752 (583 amino acids)
Molecular function (GO): protein binding
Source: RefSeq, a predicted model, not a curated record
AUGUUCAAUCAAAAUGAUUCUAGUAUCAAAUUCUUUAGUCAAGACGAUUCCAAUAAAAUCUUCAAUGUUCUUGUUGAUGAUAAUGUAGAAGAGCUGGCUUCGAUAAUUUUCAAAUAUCCAAAUCCGGACAUUGAACUUAAAACUCCAAACGAUUAUAAGUAUCCAUAUCUUUUAAGAAAUGUGAAAUAUCCGAUCCAAGCUGCUGCAUUUUUUGGCUCUGAAAAUUGUUAUAAUUAUCUUUUAAGUAUUGGUGUUCAAGAAAUAAGAGUUAACCAUUAUGUUAAAAUAGAUACUCGUCAUUUUGCAGCAGCGGGUGGCAAAAUUUCCAUUUUUCGGCGUUUCACAGAAUUCCCAGAUCCUCAAGAAUCUGAAAGACAUCCAAUGAUAUUCGCUAUUGAUUAUGGAAAUCUUGAUUGCGUUAAGUAUAUGUGGUCAAAAGGUUUUGAUUUUUCGCUCAGCAAACAUUGUGUUCUUCAUGCUUGUGCAUCUGGUUCCAUCGAAAUUGUCGAAUUCAUUUCUCACCAAUGUCGUAACUUUACUCAAAUGGCUAAAAAUGCAACUGUUGAUAAACGUUCUAUGAGUUGUGAUAACCAUGAAGAAUUCCAAUUAGCGGAAAGAUAUCCAUUUCGUGUUGAUGAAGACAAAUUAAAUUCAUUGAUGUUAGCGGCUAAAAGUGGUUCGGUUGAUGUGGUCAACUUCCUAAUCAAAAAAGGUCUAAAUCUUGGUGCAACUAACAAAAAUGGUAUUACUGCUCUCGUUCUUGCAGCAAGAUAUGGAUCACUUUCAUGUGUUAAAGCUCUUAUCGAGGCAGGUGCUUACUUUCAAAUUACCCGCAGAAAAUGCAACUGUUUCGUUGAAGCAGCUACCCAAGGACAUCUAGAUAUUGUUAAAUAUUUAUUAGAUAAGGGCAUGAAUGUCAAUUUUCAGACAAGUGAUGGCAAAGAUGCACUUUCAGGUGCUGUUGAAAUGAGAAGAGAAUUAGUUGUUAAAUAUUUAUUGAUGAAAAGUGCUUCAACAACUCCAACAGCUGAGAUUUUGGCAAAAACUACAAUUGCAAUAUUCGACAUGAUUAUUAAGGAGGAAUCCAAAGAAUUCUAUAAAAUUGUUUUAGGAAAAAGUUCUUAUGAAUUAGAAAGAUAUCCAGGUGUACGAUUUCUGGAUCCUUCUAGGCAAGUUAAUUUCCAGCUGAUUUAUCACAUAUUUGAAAAUCACAUUGAUUUUAAAGAUCUUUCAGAUGAUUUAAGGUUGUUUAUUUUUGAAAUUGAUGAUUGGUUUAAAGAAGAGCAUUUUCUUAGCAAAUUAUGUAAAACAAAAGGAUUUAUAUCAGAUUUAUCUAGCAAUGAAAACAGCCCAAUUAAAUACAUUAGAAACUCGCGACAGUUGGAAAUUCUUAUCAAUUGCGGCUUCAACAUUUCUCAAGAAAUCGCUAAAAAUAAGUUGAUUGAUAAACUUCGAUCUGAUAACCAAUUCACCCCAGAUCUAAAAUGUUAUGUAAUGCUCCUCAAAUAUAUUAAUGAUAUAGAAAUAUUAGACAUAAAUUAUAUUAUUAAUCAGCUCAUAUUAUUUUACAAGCCUUAUCAAAAUGAAUCCCACAGAAUUAUUCUGGAAAGAUUAAAAAACCAUCUUAAAAACUUCAAAUGUGAAUCUUACAAUAUGGAUAGAUUACUAAAAUAUCCAUAUUCCGAAAUAAUUUUAAAUGAAAUGGAUCAGAGUGAAAGACAAAAAAUUAUCGAUAAAAAUUCUCUUCCAUAA